AUGGAUUUCUUGAAAAAUCAGCGUUUAGGUAUGAGAUCCGUUUCGCUCGCCGGGUCAAUGCGCGACGGAAUCCAGAACGACUACCUCGAUCGGGCCCGUGUACGCGUGCCCAGCGAACUGGUGCGCGCUCCGCGCGCACCGGUCGCGACGACGUCGUUGGAUCUCGCCGACACGUUUUCGCAGCCCGCCGCGCCACCGAUCUUUGACGAUGCGUCUUCCGCUGCAGACGACGUUUUGUCGUACCGGUCUUCGUCGCUGGGCCUUCCAGGCGGAAUGUCCGCCGCUGGCUUGUCUGCCGAGCUGCACCAGUCGAUGCACUCGGACAACGCGGCGCCGCGCGACGUUACCCACGAGCUGCCCGACGUUUUUGAGCGGGCAUUGGGAACAACAGACGGGUCUGGUGCGUCGGACAAACAGUUUUUCGUGCUCUCCGCCGCGGGGAAGCCCGUGUUCACGAUGCACGGGCAGGAAGAAUUGGUCAUGGGACUCAUGGGCAUCGUUCACACGGUUGUGAAUUAUUUCCGGAUUUCCGGCAGUUCUUUGAAUUCGCUGGUCACGUCGAUGGGGUCGUCGGGGCAGUCGACUGCACAGCGGUUUGUAUUUCUCGACAGGCCGCCGCUCCUUCUCAUGGCCAUGUCUGCGCGUGAAGAAUCGCAACACGACCUUGCACAGCAACUCGAUUUUCUGUAUUCGUACUUUGUCUCCAGCAUGAGUCGCAAACAACUGUCGCGAUUGUUUGCGCGUCGCGAAAAUUUCGACCUUCGCAGUUUUCUCAUGCCGGCAGAUUUCGACACUUUGCACCAUAUUUGCGACUCUAUCGCUAACUCGCUGCGGCCGGAGUUGCUUGUGGGCGCGCUCCGGUGUCUCCCGCUGCGCAAAUCCGUGCGACAGUCCCUGCAUACGCUCAUGCUUCGCCAGUUGCAAGACGCAGACCCAACGGACGUUCCGAAGGGUUGUCUCUUGUACGGGCUUAUUGUCGCUCCUGGCGGGCAACUUUGCUCUGUGUUACGACCGAAGGGACACACUUUACACACCACGGACCUUCAUCUGUUGUUCUCGCUCGUUUUUGACCGGUUCCAAAACUUGCAACCUGACCAGGAACUCUGGGUCCCUGUGUGUUUCCCGAAAUUCAAUUCCAGCGGGUUCUUACACUGCUACAUCAAGCUUUUACCCCGCCCUGGCGACGAUCUUGGUCAUGCGACCGCGCUUCCCGAUAUUGUCUCUGUCGGGUCUCACACCGCCAGCACUGCGGCUUCCCGCCAACCGUCCUUCGACGUGCCCAUGCCCAACGAAGAAGCUGCAAAAAGACCCAGAUGUGCACUUGUGUUGAUCAGCGCUCAGAAAGAGGGCUUUUUCGCCAUGAAAACGCUUGCACAAAACAUGCUCGCAGAUCUAGAGGCCCGCAAUUUACUCAAAUACUUGUACGUGUCCUGGGAUACUCCGUUCUCUAUGGCAAGUAUCCCGGCUCCACUCGUGAACCACUUCAUAUACAAAUCCAAGAGGCACGUCCAAUACUACGCGCCUCCCACUACUGCGUGGGUUAACCAAUUUAGCAACGAUUCAAGUUCCAGCACGAAUGCUGACUCGACGCAUGACGGCAUCAGCGUUAACACUAAAGAAAAUUAUUACAAAACUCUCAUGCGGUAUUACUCCCACAUCAGAGCCAACGCAGUGGCAGAAGACGGGAAACCCUUUAACAGAUCUACCAUAUCUUUUGUGAGAUGGACUACCGAGCCACAGACUGCCGAUACAAACGGAUUUGUCCACGGCCCUACCAUCGUCACUGGUGUCGCUUGGCUCACGUCCAGUUUCGAGCUUUAUCUCGUCUGCAAUAAUGGCGAAACUGAUCGCAAUGCGGUACUCGGAAGUGCUAAAAAUAUUGUCUCAUGGUGCCGAAGGAACGAAAGCAGGCUUUUCGUCCAUGAUGGCGCAGUGUUUUAA
Lachancea mirantina is the source of this 1941-nucleotide messenger RNA. The record is from the annotation of a GenBank genome assembly. NCBI's taxonomy places the organism in Eukaryota, Fungi, Ascomycota, Saccharomycetes, Saccharomycetales, Saccharomycetaceae.